AUGUUUGACCUUCCGGACGCGAAACGUGUGCGCCGUUCAGAUCUAUAUACUCGAUCCUCAUCAUCAUCUCCUGAACCACCUUCACCAAUCGACCCUGAUAUCUCCGCUCGAUUUCACAACCAGCUUGCUUCACUAUAUGGACCUAUUUCAUUUCAAUCAUGCGCGACCGGAAACGCGUCAAACCCUGAAUCCAUAAACGAUGCUCCACAUUCACCACCAUUAGGAGAUAACCAGGACCAGGCAGAGGAAUUUGACUUUCGGCUUUUCUCAAAUGUCCAAGAAGGCAAGAUAGUCCUCAAGGAGGAGGCAAUUGAUAAAGGGAUUUUUGUUGUUCAGGAAAGGGACAAGAGUUACUACUUCACCGGCCCAAUUGAGGGGCAACGUAAAGAGAAAUACGCCAUUGCGGCAAUUAGUGGAGAAAAUAUUUUGGAAGGCAGAGGUAAAAGAUAUUGGGGCUUGGAAGUUCCGUGGCGAGUCCGGGUUGUGAAGAUUGGUGUUGGUGGACAGAAGAAGCUGGGAAGUAAUGGCCUCCUCGGGGCCAGAAACAGUUCCAAUGUGGAGAAGAGGAGGAAACUAGGCAAGAAGAAGAGGAUUCUCAUGAGAGAGAGGAGAAGGGCAAUUGAGGCUCAAGAACAGGCAAUGACCAGGGAGAAGGAAAGCAAAGAGGAGGCAGACAAAGAGAGGAGAGCUAGGAAGAACAGAGAGAAAAAAGUUAAGAGGAAGGCAAAGGAGAAGGCAUUGAAAGCUGCUGCUGGAGGGAUUGACCAGACCGAGCCCGGAGUUGACGGAGCCGAUGAAUGAAGAAGAAAGGACCAAUUCAUUGUCGGUCGCAGCCGGAUCGACAUUUACGAUGGGAGAAGAACAAAAUCCUUCAAUCUGCGAUUCGUAACCCCACUCGAACUUCCGAUAGCCUUCGAUUUUCCCAUGUGCAUCUACGAAGGACGAUAACCCCUCCAAAGAACCCCUUGCGUAAAUGCAACCAUAAUUUAACUACCCCCCACUAUACAAAUUCUUUGUCGCAUCUCACCCACAACACAAACGGGAAGGAACUACACUAUCCAACCCAACUAAACAAUUUUCCUCGUGGUUUCUAGGAUUUAGCAUUAAAGCUAUGCAUUUGACAUAUCACAACGGUAGUACUUGUACAACACGUUCCUCCCGUCCCGUGCUCAGGAGGAGGCUUGAAAGCCUCAAUCACAGCCUCGAUCCUUUAGUCGCAUCUACGAGAACGCAAAAUAGCUUCAGAACAUUCACGAAAACACACACCCUCUUACUUUUAUUUUCAAGGAUUCCGAAGGAUCAAAUAGCAUGAAAUGAAGGAUUUCUUCUCUCAUACCAUUGUUUCCCUAGAUCAAAGACAGUCAAGCAUACCAAGUCCUUCACUUGUACCUAUUUGCCGGUCCCUGCAGCUACGCCGUACUUCUGCGACUUCGUACAUUUCUGGGUAUGCCUUGGCCGCCGGCUUGCUAGUAUGACAAAUAGAUUAUUCUAUGAGAUGGCAUGUUCCAUGCCACGAUUGAUUUUCGGACUGAACACCUUCCAUAAACAACCAAGUAUACAUCUAUCUACCCGGCAUGCAGUUUUAGCCUUGGCCUCAAAUAAGACCCUGCGGGCAUUAGCACACAAGGUCUGGGUACAUGGCUUUCUAGCUUGUCCGCUCCACCCCCGCUGUUACGUUGCCCCGCCGUGCCACAUCGAUACAGGAACAAUCUACAUGGCCAUGGCUGUAAUCAUGGUUAAUCUUCGUCUAUUAUAUACUUGCGAUAGUGGAUAUGGGAGAAUUUCGUAAGUAACGAAGAGAAAAAUAAUGGAAAUCAAAUAUCCUUGGUUAUCCACACGAGGCACAGUCGUGGCGCCAUUACGCCGUACGGGAUCGGAGGGUAUUUCCCCUUUGAGUAAUUGCUCAUAUAUUCAGACGAUCUCUUGUUGAUCGAGCGGAAAAAUACCUAGAGCCAAGAUAGAUGGUGCUAACUCUAUUUUUUAUUGCCGGGCUUAUUCACGUAUUUACGUAUUCAGGAUUUGUAUUACCGGACUUGUACUCCAGUAUUUUAUUUUGUUUCUGAAUAGUGGCUGGGAACAAAUUGAUGGUCAGCGAGACGAAAGUGAUGGUAACAUGGUGUGCUAUGUCAGAUGUUUAAAUGUCAAUUUAAUCCACGCUAGUGCGUAUUUGGUCACACCAAAACUAAAUGCUGAUAUUACGUUCAUAAGAUAACUCAUUAUUUGACCUAGGUACUUGCUUACUUAGUCAAUGAGUGGGUUAUGUUCCAUAUUUAAUUUUGGCUCAGUGUAGUCAAUCCAUUUUACUAUUUAUUUAGUGAUUACUAUACAUUUAUGAAGAAGUAUAGUAAUUGGUUCAAACCGAAUGCUAAUAGGCAAGGGUUCACUAGUCAAGGAUUUAGUGAUUACUUCCUGCAAAGAACCCCAUGAGCUAUCACAUACAUAUAAGUCCUGAGCGGAUAGACGGACGAGACCGACGCUUGUUUAGUGUUGAUGCACGUAUGUAUGUACGGCACCUUUGAAGUUUGAAGGUUGAAGAUUUGAGAUGCUUGAGGGGAUUUUUUCGGGUCAUCUUUCAUAUGUGGGUUUUACUGGAUGGGUUUUGCGGAACGAGUAUGGUUAGUGGGGGGGAUGAGAUGAGAGGGUAAAUUGUUUUUGAGGGUCUGAAUUUAGCCUUUUUUUCCCCUCUUGACUUCGAAAUAU
Messenger RNA from Botrytis byssoidea, 2700 nucleotides. RefSeq lists its product as uncharacterized. The record is from RefSeq and is a predicted model, not a curated record. The coding region runs from base 1 to 801 and encodes 266 amino acids. NCBI's taxonomy places the organism in Eukaryota, Fungi, Ascomycota, Leotiomycetes, Helotiales, Sclerotiniaceae. The transcript is spliced from 2 exons.